GACUACAAUUCCCAUCACGCAUCCAGGGUAGUGGCGCGCUUGUUGUCAGUGAAUGGGCCUGUAGAAGGUGUUGCAGAGACCGGAGUCAGUAUCUGGGAAUUAGGCUAUUAUCGGGACUAGAGGGAUAUGGACUCAGAGUCACAACUGAAUGAACAAAGAACCGCUGUGCUUUUGGAGCUAGACAAUAUCUUGUCCACCACUCGGAAUUUGGUGUGGGAGCUCAGAACUCUGGUAGCUUUGACAGACCGGGAAGGAGGAAAACUGAUCCAGUCUCAGAACAAGGUACCAUCAUGUACCAAGCUUUUUGCUGUCCUUGCCCUUCUGGAUGGAACAUUAUAGAUGGAGGAUAUCUAAAUGUGAAGAUGGGACUUCGCCUCCACGAGUGCUGUGUCAUGGUUACUCCUUCCACAAUCACAGACAGAUGCAUCUGCAGCGAACAGAUUGGCUGUGAGCUCCUUGGACAUCUGGAAGCAAUUGUUUGCUGCAGUGCCCUCUGAAGACAACGUUCCUUUAUUGCAAUAAAAUGGCUGACAGAGAAAACAGCAUGGUUUCCACAGAUGCCUUGCUUCUAAAAGGUUCUGAUCGUGAAACUAUGAUAUCCAGUGAUACAGGAUCGCUCAGUGACUCUGACUCUGAGACCAAUCUGCAGUCAUUCAAUUCUUUGUCACCUCUUAGGGAAUUUGGUGCAGAUUCCUGGUCCUCAGAUGGCUCACUUAAUGUUGGUAUUGAACCACAGUGUGACUACAUGGCUAAUCAUUCUUUAUCUGUUGUUGGAAGCAGACCACCAUCACAAUUGUUUCAGCUGCGGGGAACUAGUUCCAGCUUCUCUUUUCGUACUCAGAAUAUAUUUAGUGGUUUAGAGAAUGUAGUAAAAUUUGAUACAUCUCAUCCCAGGGACACCAACCUUGUUGAUAGUGAAUCUAAGCAUCCACUGAAUCCAGCUCCUUUUCUCAGAAAACUGACAGUGGCAUCUCCUCCAGGAAAUCAGAGCACUAUUUCUGAAAAGAGACCGGUUAUUGGAGAGCCUCCCAGAAGAAAACAAAGUAAUGCUUCAUGUAAAAAAGAAAAGUUUGUCCCAGAUUACCUUUUACAUCCUGAACGCUGGACUAAGUAUAGUCUGGAGGAUGUUCCCGAAACUAGCAGUGAGAAGAAUACAGCUGUGGCAUUUGAGUUCAUGGACAGCUUGAAGAAACAGAGAAAAGAAGAAUCCAAAGUGGACCUGGAUGAAAGCUUGACUUCCUGUUUUACACAGGAAUUUGAUAAUGUUUCUGGUAAAAUCCUAUUCUCCAAACCGUUGAAACCAGCAGGCAGCAAGACAGAUGGUGUAGACAGGACAGAACAUGAAGAUCAUAUUGUGGUCAGAAAGCUGACAAAGAAAAUGGGACUGAGUCCAGAGGAACCUGGACAAGUGGAAUUAGCACACCUUAAUUAUGGUGAAAUGAACGAUGUAGAAGAUACAAAAGCCUGGUGCCAUGAGAAAGGUGUAGAGGAGCCAGUGAGAGAUGGAAAACAAGAGACUACAGGGCAGAAGGUGCAUAAGUCAGUGGUAUUUUGUAGUGGAAGAAGGAGAAACCGAAUGAAUAUUCGAGUGAAACCUGGUAAAGAUGGUGAAGAUGACUAAUGUCGAACUAGUUUGAUCCCAAAGCUGCUGAAGUUUUCAAAUCAAUAAUUUAGCAAUCAUUUUUAGUUGAAUCUAACAUCUACGCCUGCAAUUACUUUGGCUAAAUGCAUUAUGUUUAAUAUUUUACUGUUAAUUACAUUGGGGGAUAACUGUGGAAGAGAUAUUGCGUGUCUUUGGUGUCAAACUCUGACUACAUUGAGGCAAAAAAUGUCAUUAUAUUCUAGAGAGUAGUGAGGUAAAAUGUAUAUCAUUAAUAAAGACUUUUUUUAUCUUUUAAA
This is a messenger RNA of Stegostoma tigrinum, 1899 nucleotides long. RefSeq names its product tumor suppressing subtransferable candidate 4 (gene tssc4). The record is from RefSeq and is a predicted model, not a curated record. Bases 524 to 1621 code for a protein of 365 amino acids. The transcript is spliced from 5 exons. Lineage: Eukaryota; Metazoa; Chordata; Chondrichthyes; Orectolobiformes; Stegostomatidae.